AUGGCGACGCGUCAGACUCUCUUGCUGGUUCUCGCGAUCGUCGCCGCGUGCCUCCUGUCGUCCGUCAACCACUCGGCGGCGCAGACGGAGCCGUUCCUCGUGACCAAGGCUCGUACCGCGCGCGCGUUCGCCGCCAACUGCACCAACGACUCGAUCAAAGCCAACGCGACCGCGGCGCAGAGAGCGCAGGAGCUGCUCGCGGCGAACGCCACUCUCGCCGCCGCGACCGCCGCGUACAGCGACGCGGUGCCGCUGGUCAACCGUCUUAAGCUCGUCCUCGCCAGCAAGAUCGCGGCGGUGAACGACACGGCCGCGACGAUUCAGUCGCUGCAGGAUAUAAUGGUGGAGCAGCAGGCGCGGCUCGAUAAGAUCGUGGCAGAGAGCAGCGACCAGGCGGCGCUGAAGCAGGGUGUGUCGGACGCGAAGCGACGCGUUGCCAUGGCGGCACAAAUGAUUGAUGACCAGACGGCCGCUAUCGCCAGCUUAAAAUUCGACGUCUUCAAGGCGACUCGGAGGGCUGCCGAUCCGACCCUCACGGGCGCAGAUCUGGCCGACGCGCAGGACGAUCUGGAGACGGCGAAAGCGCAGAAGGCUGAAGCGGAGGCACUUCUGGCAGAUAUGACUAAACAGGCGGCACGGGCACAGGCUGUUCUCGCUAAGAAGCAGAAGGCUCUGGACGACCCCGCGAGCGUUCAGGAGGACAUUGCCGCGCAGCAGCGCGUGAUCGAUGACGCUAAGUCUGAGCUGGACGGAGCCGUUGCGGCGCUUGAGGAUGCCAAGGCUGCGGUGGUUCAGGCGCAGGCGGACGUGAGCUACGCGAAUGCGUCCAUUCCUGCGAAGUCCGCGAAUGUGAGCAACGCGAAGAUUGCGCAGAGCAAGGCGGUGAGCUAUAAGAUCAGCGCGGACUCGUCGGCGAAUCUUAUGGCUUCUCGUGCGUACAACGCCACGCUCGCUGCUCAGCAGGCUGAGGCAGCUGCUAAGGCUGCAGGUUACACAUGGGUGUGGUAA
Messenger RNA from Closterium sp. Yama58-4, 1008 nucleotides. The record is from the annotation of a GenBank genome assembly. NCBI's taxonomy places the organism in Eukaryota, Viridiplantae, Streptophyta, Zygnematophyceae, Desmidiales, Closteriaceae.